AUGGAGCGAAAAUCGAAACUCAUGCGGCGGUCGUCCAUCCUUAACGUCAUGCGACGGCAAAGCAAGUCCAUGGGUGGCGUGAUCAGCUUAGAGGAUCAGGCUGCAGCCAUUGACCCCUCCAGCGACAUGCCAUCCAAAAUGGCAAGCCUGCUUAGAAUAGUGACCGGUGCCACGGUCAAUGCCGUGCAUCAAGAUUUGGCCGAAACGAGCAGUGACGCCAUUUCAGAUUGCUCCGACCACAUAAACAAAGAAAUUCGAAUCCGGGGCGAUUGGGACCAGGACAUCCGAGAUUGGGCCAAAGCUGGAUCCACCCACUCUAUGAACAGAUACUUGACCUGUUCCAACCACAAAUUCGAUGAACUGCACCCAAAUAAUCCCACCUCAUCCUCCAAUUCACGUGUCCAAGAAAUUCAUUCCUACAUACAAACCUUGACUCAAGAAAGUCAGCGUUGGCGGGAAUUGGCGCAAACCCUCAAAGAAGAAUACAAAAGCAAGCGUGCUUUUAAGAAAGAAUGUGAGCACGAGAACGAGCUCAUCGAAAACGACUACCAACUUCGGGCCGAUCAUCAAGAUCUCUUGAGACAGAUCCCUGAAGACAGCGAUAUCUUGAAGCAAGUAUUGGAGCAGGAAACCGCUCUUGAACACGCCCGAAAGGUGCUGACCUUGGCGGCCAAGAAACGUCGCCGAGAAUGCGAUGAUCUCGCCACCGAACUCGAUGUGAGCGUGAAAACUUUGAAAACUUUCUCUGAUUCCGUGCACGGCACGAAAAACGGGUUGAUGGAUCUCAUCAAGACGCAAAACUCGCAAGUCAGCUUCCCCCAAUACGUUGAGAAAUGGCUUCAAGAAACAAAAAAGCCACCAAUUGAUCCAGAAACAACUGAUCCGUGACCGGACUGUCGAGGAUGACCCUACAACAAAGCAACAAAAAAAAAGGAUUUUCAAUCGAGUCCCAUGAACCGCCCAUACCGCCCAUCUGGCCCCGACUAUCCUUACGUGAUCAUCUGCUCCGGAAUGACCAUGUCCCCCACAAAUUGGGAUAACUCGCCCCGCACAGCCUGUCGGUUUUGGAGCUUGAGGUUCAUUUGCACGGACUGUUGUUGCAAGGCCAUGAUUUCCGAACUGAUACUCCCCAAAUCUGUUUGAAAGCUCAACAACAUGUUUUGGCAACGCUGUGGAACAAGAAUCAAUCGUAAAAUGGCGGUCGCAAUGAAAUGAUGGUGUUGCUUUUACACUUUUGUUGGGGAUGUAAUAUGGGUGGUAGUCAUGAUUAAGUGUGUUUCAAAACUACAAAUUUUCAUCGAUCCUUAAUCAAUGUAAUGUAAAUUUUGUUCCUCUUUUUGGUUUGGAUGUGUCCAUGAAAUAAAGUGUUUAGUUUA
Tigriopus californicus is the source of this 1376-nucleotide messenger RNA. RefSeq lists its product as uncharacterized. Bases 1 to 888 code for a protein of 295 amino acids. The transcript has 2 exons. Lineage: Eukaryota; Metazoa; Arthropoda; Copepoda; Harpacticoida; Harpacticidae. The record is from RefSeq and is a predicted model, not a curated record.